This is a messenger RNA of Parastagonospora nodorum SN15, 840 nucleotides long. RefSeq lists its product as hypothetical. NCBI's taxonomy places the organism in Eukaryota, Fungi, Ascomycota, Dothideomycetes, Pleosporales, Phaeosphaeriaceae. The record is from RefSeq and is a predicted model, not a curated record. Bases 1 to 840 code for a protein of 279 amino acids. The transcript has 2 exons.
AUGGCUCCAGCAUUUCCUUAUACUAACUACGCCAAUGCCAGCGCCGGCGAACCCAUAACCUAUUGCGUCGGCCCUAAAUCCACCUCCACACGUUUCGACAUCCACCAACUCCUCCUCUGCACCAGCUCUCCCCUCUUCAACGAACCCUCCGGCGUCCCCAAAAUCAUAACCCGCCCCCUCUAUUUGCCCACCAUCGAUCCCACUAUCUUCCGCCUAAUCUGUGUCUGGCUGUACGAGGGCAUUCCCCCCGCCGCCGAGACCCCUAACGACCUGCUCAUCUUGAUGAAAAUAUGGGUCGCGCUGAGCAAGCUCGGUAUCUGGGAGAAGCAGAACACCAUCAUGCGGCUGGGCAUGGCGCUCAUGCAGCCGAGAGAGUUUACAUGUGGGAUUGAGACGGUGCGGUGGGUGUAUGAGAACACGGCGCCUGGGUCGAAACUCCGCGGCUAUGUUGUUGCGAUAUUUUGUCAGCGCGGUGCGGAGAUCACGAAAGAGAUGUUUAGUCCUCGGAUUGAGAAGCUGGGGAUUUUCAGGGAUGCGGUUAAGUUUUUUAAGAUCUUGAAUAGGGUGCGCGCGGGCAAUCCGAGGGGUGUGGAUGGGUAUGGUUUUCACGCGAGCGAGGAUGUUUUGUAUAUGUGGGAUGUGAAUGAUCCGAGCAGGGUUGUGGCAACGGUAGUGGUGGAUUUAGAGGAAGUGGAUUACAGCAGGAUCAGGUAUCCGUUGCCGAGCUUCUUGGUUUGGGGGGAUAGGUGGGAGGAUUUGCCGGAUAAAUUCUUCUUUAUUCACAAGAAUGAAGGGUUGAAGGAGGGGAAGGAGGUGCUCAAGCAAUUGAGGAGGAUGUAA